Molecule: messenger RNA, 498 nt
Organism: Colletotrichum higginsianum IMI 349063
Lineage: Eukaryota; Fungi; Ascomycota; Sordariomycetes; Glomerellales; Glomerellaceae
Exons: 1
Coding region: 1-498 (165 amino acids)
Source: RefSeq, a predicted model, not a curated record
AUGCCUUCUACUCUCCGCAACAUCCUCAUCGGGCUCUCAGCCCUCACGGCCAGCACCUACGCCGAGCAUCUCCGCGUCGUCUGGUCAUCGGGUUCCUUCGGGGCCAUUGGUGGCCCCUCGGGCGGUGGUACGAACGGCGGCUACACCGGCUUUGCCAUUCUCAACGACGCCGGCGAGGCCGUCUACGACCAGGCCUACCCUGACGACCAUUCUCCUUGUUACAACACCGGCGACGGCCGCACCUUCACCAUCGAGGGCGACUGCUGGGACAACGCGCGUGUCUUCCAUUGCAAGUCGGACUUUGGUGGCGCCCCUGAGACAUGCGAGGUCAAGGGACACGACGGCACCGUCCUUGGCAGCGGCACCCAGCAGAAGGAUACCAACUUCAUCGGCAUUGCCAUCGGCAUCGAUGCUACCUGCGUGGUUGAAUUCGAGUCUGACGGACCUGGGUGCCCUGUUGACGACGGCAACGGUCCCCUUCAUGUGACCUCGGGUUAA